AUAUCACACUUGCUACGCUCACAGAAGAAGAAUGAAACUGCUGCCUCUGGGCUUUGCCUCACCCCCUACCACCAUUCUUCUACAUCUAUACUUCAGAGUCAGUGGCCAUUAACAUCACCAUCUGGGCAUUACAACUGACCAUUCAUUCAAUGGUUUUUAAUUAUUAGAUUAGGAGGUUUGGUUGGUUGGAUUUGAAGCCAGUUACUGCCUUUCCGUUUAAUCAACUACUGCAUUCAAAUUUAAUCUAACUCUACAUCAUGAGAUCCACCUACAAAAUUCAUUGAAUUCCAAGAAAAUCGGUUUCAAAAUUGAAUUGGGUUUUCGAAUAUUUUGUCGUUUUGAAACACCCAUGAUACUAAAAAAAAGUUAAAAAUCAUGGAAAAAAGUUACCAUUUAGAAGAUAUUGGGGUGAAUAAAGAAAUAUAUAGAAGGGCCCGUAGGCAUUGAUCUCAGUCAAUGCCUGGUGUCAAAAUUAACGGUAAGCUCUCCAUCUCUCUCUCACAUCUUCCCACCAACUGAUCCACUUUCAAAUUUCUCUCCCGCAAACUGUGCCCCUUUUUCUUAACCGCUCCACUUUCUCAUCAGUUCAAAUCCAGAAAAAAAAAAAAAAAAAAAGGAGGGAGAAACAGGAAGUGAGUUUAUUCUUUUCUUGUUUCAGCAUUUGUCUCACCCUUUCCUCCAAAUCUUCGAUUCCUGUUUGUUUGUCAAUGGGAAGAGUUGGAGAAGAACAGACAGAUUUCAAAACCCAGUUGGUGUUGGAAAUUAUCUCCGUUUCCUCACGCUCCAUUGCCUGCCCUCACCAGCAUUCUCACAAGAGAAUUAAAUCGCCUCUCGUCGACUGGUACCGUCUUCUUAGAGUUGAAGAAGAUGCAGAUGUAGAUAUUAUUCGGAGACAAUACCACAAAUUCGCUUUGCAACUUCACCCAGAUAAGAACAAGCAUCCCAAGGCUGAAAUUGCCUUCAAACUUGUAUCAGAGGCAUAUGCAUGUCUGUCUGAUGAUGUGAAGAGAAGAACCUUUGACUCAGAGAGAUGGAGAAGCUUCUGCAGGGACUGCAACAGAAUUCCCUAUACUGCCUGCAAUCCUUCAGCCAAUUCUGGCUCCGCAAAACUGAAGCCAUUGAAUCCUACAAACUGGUCGAGAUAUUACAAAGUUUUUCGAGGUCUGAGAGACAUCAGAGACAGGUUAAAGGAGGAGGCAAGGGUGAUAGAGAAUUGCUUCAAGACCAAUGCAGCAUCAAGAGAAGAGUUCCCACUCUUCAAUCCAUCUGACUAUCAAUUUCAAGGCUAUCCUCACCACAGACCACUCUUUUAUAAGAAGACUGAGAGCCUCUGGUAUUUGCCGGGGUCAAGGGUGACAGAGAACUAUUUGAGGAGCAAUGUGACAUCGAGGAAAGAAUCUCCUCUCUUCAAUCCGUCUGACUAUCUGCACCAAGGCUACCCUCACUACAGGACACGGAGUUACCAGAAACCUGGGAUUUGGUAGUUGCAGACAAGAAACUUACUGAACUGGGAAUAUGGAAGAGGAGUGAGAUGUUGCAAUUUGUUCAGGAUCAAAUCAGAAGGCAACUAUUCAAUUGCUAAUCCAAAUGUCUUAAUUAAUAAUAGGAAUUCAGGAGAACCAUGUUCUAUCCACAAAAUCACAGUUUGAUUGACGCAUUUUUCAUGUAUUCAGCAAUUUUCUAUGGCAAAUGGAAUCACAAAGAAUCAUCUGAUGUUAUGCUUA
Vitis vinifera (wine grape) is the source of this 1724-nucleotide messenger RNA. RefSeq lists its product as uncharacterized. The coding region runs from base 708 to 1484 and encodes 258 amino acids. Lineage: Eukaryota; Viridiplantae; Streptophyta; Magnoliopsida; Vitales; Vitaceae. The transcript has 4 exons. The record is from RefSeq and is a predicted model, not a curated record.